Molecule: messenger RNA, 1295 nt
Organism: Eruca vesicaria subsp. sativa (arugula)
Lineage: Eukaryota; Viridiplantae; Streptophyta; Magnoliopsida; Brassicales; Brassicaceae
Source: the annotation of a GenBank genome assembly
GCGGCGGCGAUGUCUCCCCCCACCGUCGUCAGUUCAUGAAACCCUCCUCGAAUCUAUCUCUUCUCAAAUCUCUCCGUACCCGAGACUCUCCCUUCUUACUCACCCGAACAAUGACACAAACCACAGAUCUCCUCUGCUCAGAUCAGCAGCAGGAGCAUGAUGUACAAAUUGAGAAGCCGACCGAAGCAGCACCAACAAGCUUAAGCUCUCCAUGUCGUGUAUUGAGCAUUGACACUAGAGUUGAACAGGCUUGGGCACACUGGAAGAAACUAGGUAGACCGAAGUAUAUAGUAGCUCCAAUGGUGGAUAACUCUGAGCUUCCGUUUCGAUUGCUCUGCCAGAAAUACGGAGCUCAAGCUGCUUACACGCCGAUGCUUCAUUCUAGGAUUUUUACGGAGACUGAUAAUCGAAACAAGGAGUUCACCACUUGUAAGGAGGACAGGCCAUUGUUUGUGCAGUUCUGUGCUAAUGAUCCUGAUACACUCUUGGAAGCUGCUAAGAGAGUCGAGAAUUACUGCGAUUAUGUUGAUAUCAAUCUAGGGUGUCCUCAACGUAUUGCGAGGAGAGGAAACUAUGGUGCAUUCUUGAUGGACAAUCUUCCUUUAGUCAAAUCACUUGUUGAAAAGCUAGCUCAGAACCUCACUGUUCCCGUCUCCUGCAAGAUCCGCAUUUUCCCAAACCUUCAAGACACACUCAAUUACGCCAAGAUGCUAGAAGACGCUGGUUGCUCGCUGGUAGCAGUUCAUGGCAGAACCAGAGAUGAGAAAGACGGCAAAAAGUUUAGAGCUAACUGGGGCGCCAUCAAGGAGGUGAGAAACGCUCUGAGGAUCCCUGUUUUAGCCAAUGGGAAUGUGAGAUGCAUUGAAGAUGUGGAGGACUGUAUCAGAGAGACGGGUGUUGAAGGUGUUCUUUCUGCAGAGACGCUUCUUGAAAACCCUGCGGUGUUUGCCGGGUUUAGAACCGCUGAAUGGGCUAAAGACAGUGAAGAAGAAGAAGAGGGAUACGUUGAUGGAGGGUUAGAUCAGGGAGAUUUAGUUGUUGAGUAUUUGAAGUUAUGUGAGAAACAUCCGGUUCCAUGGAGGAUGAUUCGGUCUCACGUGCAUAAGAUGUUGGGAGAUUGGUUUAAGGUUCAUCCACAGGUUAGAGAGCAGCUUAAUUCUCAGAACAUAUUGACUUUUGAGUUUCUAUACGGUCUUGUGGAUCAGCUAAAAGAGCUUGGAGGACGAGUUCCACUCUACAAGAAGAGGAAAUUAGAUAUUCCACAUGGGUCUCCACCAAAGGGUUUAGAGAGUUGA